Phragmites australis (common reed) is the source of this 1604-nucleotide messenger RNA. RefSeq names its product patatin-like protein 3. The coding region runs from base 129 to 1466 and encodes 445 amino acids. Lineage: Eukaryota; Viridiplantae; Streptophyta; Magnoliopsida; Poales; Poaceae. The transcript has a single exon. Gene Ontology annotation, biological process: lipid metabolic process. The record is from RefSeq and is a predicted model, not a curated record.
GGAGUGGACUAGGACACGUCGACCAUUGCAGUCUCACGCUCUCACAUCACGGGCUAUCUCGAGCUCCAAUUAAUCCGCCAGCUACCUCGCUACUCUAGUUCUGGUCUUGUUGCUUGCGUCCGAGAUCGAUGGAAGCGUACGCGGUAAUGCCCUCGCCACAGACGAUAGCCAUGGGCGUGGACAAGCUCAGCUACGAGAUCUUCUCCCUGCUGGAGAGCAAGUUCCUCUUCGGCGCCGGCGCCGGGUGCCUGUCCUGUCCCGGGACGCCGGCAAGAGCGUUUCUUCACGGUGGACGCGUGCGAGUGCUGGCCAUCGACGGCUGCGGCGCGGGCGCCGAGGACGCGCUCCUGGCCGCCGCGGCGCUCGCCCGGCUCGAGUCCGGGCUGCGCGAGCAAGCCGGGGACCCUGACGCUCGCGUGGCCGACUUCUUCGACGUCGCGGCGGGCGCCGGUUCCGGCGGUGUGCUGGCGGCGAUGCUGUUCCUGAGAGGACCCGACGGGCGGCCGCGGUACACGGCCCAGGAGGCGCUCGCGUUCGUGGCCGGGAGAGUCGGGAGGAAGGACUGGAGCGGCCGGCGCGGGCGGUGGGCAAAGCUGUUCCGCGGCGCGCAGAGCGGGGAACAGUCGCUCCGGCGUGUGUUCGGCGACGCGACGCUGAAGGACACCGUGGCGCCGCUGCUCGUGCCGUGCUACGACCUCGCCACGGCCGCGCCCUUCAUGUUCUCGCGCGCCGACGCCGUCGAGAGCGACAGCUUCGACUUCCGCCUCCGCGACGUCUGCGCCGCCACCUGCGCCGCGGGCGGCACGCCCGCGGCCGUGAGGUCCGUCGACGGUCUCACGGCCAUCGCCGCAGCGUCCGGGGGUGUGGCGGUCAUGGGCAACCCUGCUGCCGCAGCCAUCACGCACGUGCUGCACAACAAGCAGGAGUUCCCUCUCGCCACCGGCGUCGAAGACAUCCUCGUACUCUCCAUCGGCACCAGCGCCGCCGCCACCAUCUCCGGCGGGUCGAACACGCCAAUGCCGACACGUUCUCCGUCGCCGCGGGAGCUGGCGCGCGUCACCGCGGAGGGCGUCGCCGACAUGGUGGAUGAAGCAGUGGCCAUGGCGUUCGGGCACACGGCCGGAAGCAACUACGUGCGCAUCCAGGCUGGCAAGGUACCGACGCCCCUCCACGCAGAGACGGCGGCCGCGGCCGCUGGAGCGAUGCUGGCACAGCGGAACGUGGAGUCAGUGCUCUUCCGCGGGCGGAUGCUGUCGGAGCGGACGAACGCCGAGAAGGUGGACGCUCUCGCCGCGGAGCUGGUGAAGGAGCAGGAGCGGCGGCGACGCAGCCCGCUCCCGAACGUGGCCAUCAAGCAGGUCGCCACGCCGCGGCUGUCAUCGGCGACCACCGCGUCGUCGGGCACCGCGACGGCCAGGACCGCGUCGACGAUGCCGUCGCCGGCGUCGUGGGAUUCUCGCCGGUAGUUGAGUUAGCUAGGCCGUGACGUGACAAGGAUCUUUCGUGUACAUGCAUGUCACUGGCAAGCCGCGUUCUUUGUUCUCCGACAAUGAGCCACUGACGUGUGGGGCGCAAGUUUGGAAAUGGGAUUUCGUUCACAAGAA